AUGUCUCACGCUGAGAGUGCACCACCUCCAUACCAAGAGCAUGACACAUCAAAUGGUGUCUUCAUUCCAGAUGAUUUUAAAUAUUCCACCAAAGUAAUAUCAUGCGAACCACAAGUAAGAGCUGAAUUUCAAAGCAAAGUUUAUUCCAUAUUAUCAAGUCAGUUGCUCUGUACAUUUGCAGUCUCGUACUAUGUAUCCAACUCUACAAGUGCUCAAAAUUUCAUCUUCAAUCAUAUGUUCCUUUGGUUCUUCGCUGCCAUAUUCUCAGUGGUAUCGUGCGUUUGGCUGUCAUUGAGCCCAAGGGCUGAAGAUUACUCCAAUGAAAUGGACUCUGAGCCUUUAUUGAAUAAUAAUGACAAUCACGUUCCAUGGUACAUUCUAUCGCGUAAGCAACAAAGGAUCUUACUGGGGUUAUUUACAUUAGCAGAAUCGUACAUGAUUUCAAUGGUGACGUUAACUUACAACCCUGAUAUAGUGUUGAGGGCCUUAGUGGUUACUACAGUUAUCGUUAUCGGAGUUACAGCCAUGGCUGUCUCUGGUAAGUUUGAUCUGGCAUUAGAAUCUGUCACCACCAUUUACAUCUGGCUAAGUUGGGCCGUUCUACUAUUAAUUGGUAUCGGUAUUUCAUCACUAAUAUUCGGUAUGAGUGAAAAAUGGGAUCUAAUUUAUGGCUGGCUCGGAGCCAUUGUCUUCACCAUCUAUCUUUUCAUUGACACUCAAUUGAUCUUCAGGAAGGUUUAUUUUGAUGAAGAGAUUAAAUGUGCAAUGAUGUUGUAUUUGGAUAUUAUCAACCUAUUCCUUUCAAUUUUAAGAAUAAUGUCACACAACAGUGACGAUUAA
Molecule: messenger RNA, 840 nt
Organism: Kazachstania africana CBS 2517
Lineage: Eukaryota; Fungi; Ascomycota; Saccharomycetes; Saccharomycetales; Saccharomycetaceae
Gene: BXI1
Product: Bxi1p
Exons: 1
Coding region: 1-840 (279 amino acids)
Cellular component (GO): membrane
Source: RefSeq, a predicted model, not a curated record